AUGGGGCCGGUCUAUACUUUUCUUUACAAUCACAUCUAUCGCCGAUGGUUCAACCCGUAUCGAACCGAGAUUGAAGGGCGGUGCUUCCUUUGCAAACUUCUCUACCUCAAAGAUGCAUACCACACACACUAUGCAGAGAGCGACCACCUCGACCCCACGCAAGAUUCUAUCGACGAGUUCAUCUCACUCAACAAGGCCCUCUGUGCUGCCGUCGAGGCUUAUCCGAAACUUUAUCUCACAGAACCCAUUGUCCGGAGGAAAUACGAGACGAGCAACGAAAGAGGCUGCAGAGAAACUAUCGCCAGGGAAAAUCCAACCCAGCGCUAUGUUCUCCAACAUCUGUUUAAGGCUCUUCUCUUGAUCGUUGUUCCUGUUCGUUGUCGGUACCAGCCAUCAGCAGAGAUUGGCAGCCUGCCAGUCUUUCUGGUCCGGACGGGGAUGGAGGGAGACUUGAGCGCACCCAUUGAUUUCCAGGCUAUCCCACAAGACAAGAUCCUGACCUUUGCCACCAAGCUCAACGAGAAUGUGAUUAAGGUUGCUCUCAAAACCGCAGUUGACUUUCUCAGUGCCCUUGAGUCAAGGGAAGUAGCGGCAGUUGGGUUGAGGCCUGAUCCAGGGAUGGGGCUGGGGAAGAGUAUGAUAGGAAUAUAA
This is a messenger RNA of Podospora pseudopauciseta, 651 nucleotides long. RefSeq lists its product as uncharacterized. NCBI's taxonomy places the organism in Eukaryota, Fungi, Ascomycota, Sordariomycetes, Sordariales, Podosporaceae. The transcript has a single exon. The record is from RefSeq and is a predicted model, not a curated record. Bases 1 to 651 code for a protein of 216 amino acids.